Messenger RNA from Thyridium curvatum, 2013 nucleotides. RefSeq lists its product as uncharacterized. The transcript is spliced from 2 exons. Bases 1 to 2013 code for a protein of 670 amino acids. The record is from RefSeq and is a predicted model, not a curated record. Lineage: Eukaryota; Fungi; Ascomycota; Sordariomycetes; Thyridiales; Thyridiaceae.
AUGCUUUCUCUAUUCAAGACAGUAGCCUUCCUUGCCACGGUGGUCUCGGCAACGCUGUCUACGUCAAGCUUGAAUACCGAUUUGACCAUCCUGAUUAACAAUGAUCUUCAAGGAGCGGACAGUAAACAUGCCGAUUCCGGAUUCAUCCUCCUGAGCAAGCGCACCUUUGCCGAGGCAGUCGAGACGUGCGAGGCUCUGGGCGAGCAACUGUGGGCUCCGGAGCUGAAUCUCGGGGACAUCAGGCCCAACCUGGACUACUUGAUAUUCCAGGGGGCAACAAGUGAGUCGACGACCUUCUGGAUUGGGGCUAAGGAUGGCAAAGCGCGAGCAGCCACGUCGCGCGGCAUGAUGGCUACGAUGGAUCCGGACGAGCGAAUGAAGGCCCUCUGCACCCAUUCGGCGCCGUACUCGACAGCCGCAGUGGCCGACACGAGCGAGAAGUGGCAGCUCACGGUCACAUCGAGCCACCAAGAUAUCACGGGCUUUCGGGACCGGCACAGUUUCCGCUUCCUCGGCGUCCGGUAUGCCCCGCAGCCCGACCGCUUCGCGUACUCUGUCCCCUUCAAGGGCAAUGGCAGCGCGGCUUCGGCCACGGGGUUUGCUCCUCAGUGUGUCCAGAGCGGCAGUGGCGGCUCUGAGGACUGCCUGUUUCUGAACAUCUGGACGCCAUACGUCCCGCGCCCGGAGAGUGCCGCCAAGAAAAACAAGCAGAAGCCUGUCAUGUUCUGGAUCCACGGGGGGGCCUUCACGGGCGGUACCGGAAGCGACCCGACGUUUGACGGAGGGAACCUUGCCUCCCGCGGCGCCGUUGUGGUGGUGACGAUCAACUACAGGCUGAGCACGCUAGGCUUCCUGGCUCUGGAUGACGGCGUGACGAAGGGCAACUACGGGCUGGCGGACCAGAUAAACGCCCUGGACUGGGUGAGGGCGCACAUCCAGGACUUUGGUGGCAACCCUGAUAAGCUCACCGUAUUUGGGCAGUCUGCGGGUGCCGGCUCAGUCCGCGCGUUGAUGGCAUCCCCCAUGGCCGUUGGGAAAUUUGCCGGGGCCAUUAUGCUGAGCAACCUGGGCGGGAUCAACUAUGGGACUACGUAUUCCAAGUAUUACACCAUCCCGGAGGAGGUCGAGGUCGCAGCAAAGCCGAUUCUCAAGGCGACCAACUGCACCGAUGCCCCGUCCCAAGUCGAGUGCCUCCGCGCGGUCCCUGCCGCCACAUUGGCUGAACUCGACACUGUCGCUCGGUACAUCGUUGUGGACGGCAAGUACAUCUUGCAGGACCAGCUGAGGAUGGCCGGCCCGCGCCAGCCCUAUGAGCUCAUGAUGGGCAUCACGGCGGAGGACGGUGCUCCCUUCAUCAGCUAUCCCAAGACAGCGGAUAGAGCCGCGUACCUCGAGGCUGCCGGCUUCCCCAACCUACCCGAACACGUGUUCCCGGUGCCCGAAGGACCCGACCCGCUCGCCAACCUGUUCAACAUGAGCUCGCGCCUGGCCACGGACGGCAUCUUCCGGUGCGUCGACCAGGACACGGCCUACUCCGGGCUCAAGAAGGGCAAGUUCGGCCCGGUGUACUACUACGAGUUCGACCGCACAUAUCAGCCGGCGGGCUGGCCCGACCUGGCGGCCUGCGAGCCUCCCAAGAGCACCUCUCACCCGCACGGCGAUCCCAGCCUGCCGUACCUGCGGUGCCACUCUGGCGAGCUGUACUACGUGUUCGGCAACCUGGCGCGGCAGGGCCUGCCCGUGCGCGACGAGGCGGACCUGCCGUUCGAGCAGUUCGUCGUCGACUCGUUCUCGUCGUUCGCGCGGACGUUCAACCCGAACCCGGAGCGCGGCCUGCUGUCGGCCCGGCGGUACGAGGAGACGCUGCAAGAGAUCGAGAAAUACGGGCUGUGGAUGCCGGCGACGCCGGACGACAUGACGUUGCGGGUUCUGCAGUGGCCGACGUCACGGAGGGACUUUGGCGAGCUGGAGCAGUGCGACGCUCUGGGUCUCGGGUAUGAUUAUUAUGGCUAG